AUGUCUUUUGUCCGUACGAAAACCGCCGAGUCGGACUCGCUAGUCAGCUGCGACGGUGCCAGAACUACAAAAUGGCAUACCCCUCGCUCUGGCAACAGCGUCUUGGAGAUCCAGACAUAUCCAGACUCCUCAAAGAUCACAAAAUCCCAACAUGAUCAACUGGGUAAAUCAGUCCUUAAUUUACCUGUUAUUGCGACUAACAUCAACUUCUGA
Aureobasidium uvarum is the source of this 213-nucleotide messenger RNA. The record is from the annotation of a GenBank genome assembly. NCBI's taxonomy places the organism in Eukaryota, Fungi, Ascomycota, Dothideomycetes, Dothideales, Saccotheciaceae.